This is a messenger RNA of Caenorhabditis remanei, 972 nucleotides long. RefSeq lists its product as uncharacterized. The transcript has 9 exons. Gene Ontology annotation, molecular function: DNA-binding transcription factor activity, RNA polymerase II-specific; RNA polymerase II transcription regulatory region sequence-specific DNA binding. Bases 1 to 972 code for a protein of 323 amino acids. Gene Ontology annotation, cellular component: nucleus. The record is from RefSeq and is a predicted model, not a curated record. Gene Ontology annotation, biological process: regulation of transcription by RNA polymerase II; neuron differentiation. Lineage: Eukaryota; Metazoa; Nematoda; Chromadorea; Rhabditida; Rhabditidae.
AUGGUUUGCAUCGUUUAUCCUUCUGGGAUGGAGAGAGAUUGUGAUAUCGUUGACUUGGAUCAGCCCUCCCUUGGUGCAGUGAUCAAUAUCAAAGAUGGCUCAUCGCCCACAGAUAUUUCCACAACGUCUAGCACUACGGAAGACAAACUUUGUUCCGCCUGCGGCUGUCUUAUCAAAGAUCGGUAUAUCUAUAGAGUAAUGGACGAAAGUUACCAUGAAACUUGUUUGCGGUGCUAUUGUUGCCAGUCUUCACUCAGCUCCUUCAAGAAGUGCUUCUCACGACAUGGAAACAUCUAUUGUGAACAGGACCAUCAAAUGUUAUUUGGGAAACGAUGCAGAAGAUGUAUGAUACUGCUCUCCCCUACUGACAUCGUUCAUCGUGUUCAUUAUAUGUACUACCAUGCGCAAUGUUUCAGCUGCUGCUCUUGUCAAGGACCAUUUAAUUUGGGUGACGAAUAUCAUGUAUUCGAUAGUGAAGUAUUCUGUCGGAAUGACUACCAAGCUAUUUGCAAUUUUGGAACAACAUCUGAAUCCAUGCUUGAAGAUGUGGUACGCUCUGAACAUCACCGAAAAACCCCAAAACGGCCCAGAACAAUCCUUAAUGCACAACAAAGGCGACAGUUCAAAACUGCAUUUGAGAGAAGUUCUAAACCUAGUCGAAAAGUUCGUGAGCAACUCGCUAAUGAAACCGGUUUGAGUGUUCGGGUGGUUCAAGUUUGGUUUCAAAACCAAAGAGCCAAGAUCAAAAAGAUGAACAAAAAAGAUUCUGACUCCACGGAUACCUUCAAACAUGGUCCUGGAAGUGAAGGCAGAAGUACGGAAGAUAUCAGAAGCUCGGAUGAUGAGGAGGAAUCUAUUAUUAAUCUUGAUGGAGACGACAUGGAAUCAUCGGACAACUCAAACUACACUGACCCAAUUCAGAAGCUAUACAACAUGACCUCAUCUCAAGUAUAUUUUCCAUAUCAUUCUUGA